Messenger RNA from Cannabis sativa, 405 nucleotides. RefSeq lists its product as uncharacterized. NCBI's taxonomy places the organism in Eukaryota, Viridiplantae, Streptophyta, Magnoliopsida, Rosales, Cannabaceae. Bases 1 to 405 code for a protein of 134 amino acids. The record is from RefSeq and is a predicted model, not a curated record. The transcript has a single exon.
AUGGCAGCUUAUACCUGGAACUCUGAACCAAGUGAUCACCUGUCACGGUUCAACCGAGUCAUGACAGUCAUGAGGGUCAGCCAUGACGCCAAGUGUUUGUGCUUCCCGCUUACUCUAAGCGGAUCCGUGGAGGAAUGGUUUAAGAAACUGGAACCAGGAUCUGUGGAUUGCUGGAAUAAGUUGCAAACCAGCUUCCAGAGACAAUUUGUCGCCGUAAGGAAAGUCAAUUUGGAGGUCACCGCCUUGACUAACACCAAGCAACUGCCUAUGAAGACACUGAAAAAUUUCAUCAAGAGAUUCCGGGAAGAAGCCUCUAAAACAAAGAAAGUAGAUGACAGACAGCAGCUUGCUCUUCUCCAAGCAGGCAUUCGUACGGGGACUCCAUUCUGGAACGAGUUACAAUAA